GAACGAAUAAGGAUGAAGCUUUGAUUUUUGUAUAUCUAAACAAAAUAACCAUCGCAUCGCUUACGGGGUGGAGUUGUCCUUUAGAGGAACGUUCAAACGCCUUGGGUCUCUUUCCUUUUUUGUACUCUGGUGACACUGUUGCGAAACCGCUUCGUUUUCGUCGUUUAUUAGAACGCCCCCCGUUGAGUUAACAGCAAACAGUGUGAAAAAGAAUAGGAGGGAAUCAGACUGCUUACAAAACAUUGUGCCACAUCGACCCUAUAAGUGUUAUAGAACAUCAGAAGAAGAGUAAACAUAUAGUGCCAAGAACACAGCACUUCAUCUAACCUGCUGCGGCUAACAGUCCAAUCCUAUAAAUCGAAAUAUGGCGGAGAAUGUAAGAAGGACAUUGGAAGAAGGGGCACCGCUGAUUGAACAACCAAGGGAGACAACUUCAAUUGACACGGAAAUAAGAGAACCAGUGCGUGAAGGGCAUGACUGCAAGCUUUUCCGGAUUUGCACUGGAAAGGAAAACGACCCAUAUUUGUACGUUCCCCACUUUCAAAAGGAAAAGAAAAAGAGACCAAUUUAUGAGGGGUACUACAACUGCGAUGUUCCAGUUGCCAUCGUAAGGAUUGACCCCAGCAGUCAUAGCGGUCCGACCAAAAAAGAAAUUGGUCGAGAGCUUCAAAUAUUGAAAGAACUGGAGGUCCACGAAAAUUUUAUUCGCUAUUUUACUCACGAGAUGAACAAGGACUUCGUGUUCAUUGCAACAGAACUGUGUCUGUGUUCAGUUGCAGACCUUUUAGAUCCAGCUCUCGAGGAGGAAAUCCCAGAGAAAGAAGCAAUUAUGUUGGAUUUACAAGCGAAAGAAAUCCUGCGCCAGGCAACGAGAGGACUCAGCUACUUACACCAAAACAACUUCGUCCAUCGCAACAUCAAACCCAAUAACUUUCUUAUUAAAGAAGUUAAAACAGGCGACAAAUCAUGUCGAUUUGUAGUUAAAAUAACUGACUUUCGCCUAACCAGAAAGCGUGAUCCUCAUAAGAACUUGCAAUUAUCGGGGUCGGUUGCAUCAGAAGGAUGGGAGGCACCGGAAAGCCAAGAUUUGGAAAAAGAUCUCAGCACAAAAUUGGACGUCUUCAUUCUCGGUUGUUUCUAUCACUAUGUCUUUGUUGCCCUGUCGAAGAAUGAAGCCAACAACGGAAAGCCCAGACAUCCAUUCGGAGACAGUAAUAUGCGUACGUAUAAUAUUAUCAAUAGAGAUUAUUUCUCUAAGAGAGAGCUUCCAUUCGUUUCCAAUGAUGAGGAAGAGGCAAAAGUGGUAGAUCUUAUAAAGAAGAUGUUGAUGUUCAACGAGGAGGACCGUCCAACAUUACAACAAGUUCUUGAAGAUGAUUAUUUCGAGCCCUCUGAAGAUUAUAAAAUAUACAACUAUGAAGACAAAUCAAAGAAACCCGGCCUUUGUGUUAUCUUCAACCAGGAAAAAUUCGAAGAUGGAAAAAGGUCCGUAGAGGAAGUGAGAGGGACCGAGAUGAAGUUCGGAUACGCUUUGAAAACUGAAAUCAAUGAUCUGGCCAACGAAAGAGAUUUCAAGGAUUAUGGCUGUUUAGUUGUAUGUCUUUUGUCUCAUGGAAUUGAGGACGCAAUCCUAUGCAAUGACGGCAAAUUCGUUAACACAAAUGAACUAAAGUACCAGUUCUCUUUGGAUAAUUGCCCCUCCCUCUAUGGCAAACCGAAAGUCUUCAUCAUUCAGGCUUGUCAGGGAAAACUGGGACAGAGCAAAACGGGAAUAAAAGCUCCUUUGGAAAAAUCAAACAAAAGACGAUUCGACAGUAACAUUGACAGAGUUGGAUAUUGA
Molecule: messenger RNA, 1840 nt
Organism: Daphnia magna
Lineage: Eukaryota; Metazoa; Arthropoda; Branchiopoda; Diplostraca; Daphniidae
Product: serine/threonine-protein kinase/endoribonuclease ire-1
Exons: 5
Coding region: 365-1840 (491 amino acids)
Biological process (GO): intrinsic apoptotic signaling pathway in response to endoplasmic reticulum stress; IRE1-mediated unfolded protein response; protein phosphorylation
Cellular component (GO): IRE1-TRAF2-ASK1 complex
Molecular function (GO): cysteine-type endopeptidase activity; RNA endonuclease activity; protein serine/threonine kinase activity
Source: RefSeq, a predicted model, not a curated record